UUAUCAGUUAAACCGUCACGUUGUAGAAGAUAUGAAGGGUAUGAAAAGCAUAUUAUAUAUUUGAUAAUGAAAAGAAAAAAGAAAAGAAAAAGAAAAAAGGAAAAAAAAUCAGAGGAGAAGAUUGAUGGUCAGUGAGCCGCCGAUGCGCAAAUGGGCUGCCCGCGAGAAGAACGACGGCGCUACAUCCAACAAAAGGAGAGAAAUUUUGAGCUGCCAUCCAACGACAUUCAAUGCCACACUCUUCUUUUUUGUCCUGCCAAUAGUUACAGUUCAUUGCUUGUUCAUCUGAUCCCAUGUUCGAUCUGUAGGAGAAAAUUCCUUCAAGGAAAUACUUGAGAGUUCUCAAAGAACUUGACCUUUUGAAUUUAUGAGGAUAUAGAGUGGGAUUUCUGCAAAAUAUCUGGAAAUAUUGGUCAUGGAUAUUUCAGCAUGUGAUACAAACGAAGGGUUGGAGCAUAAAAUGAAAAAGAGAAAGCAAGAACAGUUUGAUGAUGCUUCUGAAGGAAACAAUACGGGUAGUGUUUGUUCUGGUUUUGAAUUUGCAUCUUCAAUGGAUAAAAUUCUGUUUGAAAAAGAUCCUUCUCCAGAUGCCACGUUAGUUAUGUGCUCGAAGUUGGAGUCUGAAACAGGAAAAAAUCUUCCAGAGAUAUGUAAUCUAAAAGGGAAUGUUCAUGAAAAGGAGCAUAAUGAUGAUGAAAAAUUGUCAAAGGAUACGGAUACAGAGAAUGAAAAUAUUAAUGGUUCUUAUAAUCUUAUCCUGAAUGCAGCAGAAGUAAAACAAAAUGUUGCUGGAUAUAGUGUUGAAAUGGAAGAGCCAAGUUCUAUGAAUGCUUACAAAGAAGACUCUGGGAUCUCUGAAGAUCCAGGUGGUUUGAGAGGUCAUGAGGUAUCUGAUCAAGGAAACAUUGACACUGUCGCCCAAGAACUGAGCAAGGAGAUGAUAGAUGUGAAGAAGGAUGUUCAUUCUAGAGAAAAACUCUCUGACCCUGAUUAUCCUUUGCCAUGUAAUGAGCUGGAAUACGAUGGGGAUGGUUCUUUGAAAAGUUUAGAUGUAGAACAAAUAAAUGACACAUUUGGUAAUAAUGCUUCAGAAAAGAUCGUGGAAGGCCCUGUGGAGGAAGCUUCUGUUUGCUGUUCAUUUGGUGAGCAUGAUGAUGAAGCUUCAACGAUCAAGGAACUGAUUAUGUCAACUCCUUCCUGUGUGCCUCCAGGACUGGAAAAUGCUGAAACUGCCAAGGAAGAAGUUGUAUGUUUCACUGAUUCUGGUGAGACAAGCAGUGUUGUUAAUGCUAUGGCUGAAGAGGAAACUCCACCGCUGGUUUUGGAUACUUCAGAGAAAGGAGAUUCAAUUGGAUCUACAACGAAGAAGCUUCUUGUUCUUGAUGUAAAUGGACUGCUUGCAGAUUUUAUUUGUUACGUUCCACCUGGAUAUAAGCCAGACAUUAUAAUAAGACAAAAAGCAGUGUUCAAGAGGCCAUUUUGUGAUGAUUUUAUUAAGUUUUGUUUUGAAAGAUUCGAGGUGGGUGUUUGGUCGUCAAGAACUCGGAGAAAUGUGGACAUGGUGAUAGAUUUUCUAAUGAGAGACUAUAGAGAAAAAUUACUAUUUUGCUGGGAUCAAUCACACUGUACUGACACCACGUUCUCUACCGUAGAGAACAAGCACAAGCCUUUAGUCUUAAAGGAAAUAAAAAAACUGUGGAAAUACCUCAAGCCACGAGAGUUCAAUGCAUCAAACACCCUACUGUUGGAUGAUUCCCCACACAAGGCAUUGUGCAAUCCGGCAAACACUGCAAUAUUUCCUGUAACAUAUCGGUUUAGGGAUACUGACGAUACGUCUUUAGGACCGGGAGGCGAUCUUCGGGUUUUUCUGGAAGGUUUAUCCAUGGCAGAAAACGUUCAAAAAUACGUUGAGCAGAAUCGGUUUGGCCAACGUCCCAUUACAGAAAAGAACGCGUCUUGGAAGUUUUAUAGACGGAUCAUAUAUUUUGUUGAGCGAAAAAAUGAUCAGGAGAAUAACAAUUCUUUCCAAUGGAACUGAAAAGGUAAACUUGAGAGGCAUUUUCAUGCAUCUUUUUGGUAUAUCUUCUUGUAUGAAUGGAAACAGUGUUACAUGUUAGUUUGGCCCCUGAUGUUGAAAGGAUUUUUAUGCAUUAAAGGAUCAAUUUCUAACCUCAGUUUUUCUUGAUCUAUAAUCUUCUUUGGUUAAACAAACAUGAACGAAUGAAAAAUGUUAUAUGCUCUGUUUUUUUCACUUCUA
This is a messenger RNA of Cucumis sativus (cucumber), 2257 nucleotides long. RefSeq lists its product as hypothetical. NCBI's taxonomy places the organism in Eukaryota, Viridiplantae, Streptophyta, Magnoliopsida, Cucurbitales, Cucurbitaceae. Gene Ontology annotation, molecular function: phosphoprotein phosphatase activity. Bases 416 to 2038 code for a protein of 540 amino acids. The record is from RefSeq and is a predicted model, not a curated record. The transcript has 7 exons.